Messenger RNA from Oryza sativa Japonica Group (Japanese rice), 834 nucleotides. Its product is annotated as casparian strip membrane protein 5. NCBI's taxonomy places the organism in Eukaryota, Viridiplantae, Streptophyta, Magnoliopsida, Poales, Poaceae. The record is from RefSeq and is a predicted model, not a curated record.
UCAACACGCCUAACCAUGCCAUUACGUCAGGGAGUUUCUAUGGGAGAUGCGAAAAUAAGAUUAUUGGCAAUCGAAAGGCUCAAGGUCGCCGGUUCACCACGAUGGAAGCAGGUGAAGAGAUCGAGGACGGUGAACCAUCCACACCCACCUACAAGGCUCAUCAUCCUCCUCCCCACCUCCCGCCGCCGAUGAGGUCGUCCGGCGUCAGCCUGGUCCUGUCGGUCGCCGACCUCGUCCUCCGGUUCGUCGCCAUCGGCGGCACGGCCGGCAGCGCCAUCGCCAUGGCCACCACGAGUGAGACGCUCCCCUUCGCCGCGCCGUUCGUCCGGUUCAGGGCGGAGUACAGCGACCUCCCAACGUUAAUGUUCUUCGUGGUGGCGAGCUCGGUGGUGUGCGCGUACCUCGUGCUGUCGCUGCCGGCGUCCGUCGUGCACGUCGUCAGGCCCGGGGCGAGGAGCAGCCGCGCCAUCCUGGCAUUUCUCGACACGGUGAUGCUUGCGCUGCUGACGGCCAGCGCGUCGGCGGCGGCGGCGAUCGUGUACCUGGCGCACAGGGGCAGCGCACGGGCCAACUGGCUCGGGAUCUGCCAGCAGUUCACCUCCUUCUGCCAGCGCAUCACGGCGUCGCUCGUCGGCUCGUUCGCCGCCGCCGUCGUGCUCGUCGCCCUCGUCUUCCUCUCCGCGCUCUCGCUGGCGAGGCGCGCCUGAUCGAUACGUGUGUCACUGUAUCAUCCUUAUUUACUUCCGAAUUUGUGAGAUGUGUUGCACAAUACCAUUUGUUUUCUUAAAUUCACAAAUGUUUGUUGACGCAACAUAGCAACACACAUUAUGCGUA